This is a messenger RNA of Laccaria bicolor S238N-H82, 387 nucleotides long. RefSeq lists its product as uncharacterized. NCBI's taxonomy places the organism in Eukaryota, Fungi, Basidiomycota, Agaricomycetes, Agaricales, Hydnangiaceae. The coding region runs from base 1 to 387 and encodes 128 amino acids. The record is from RefSeq and is a predicted model, not a curated record. The transcript is spliced from 7 exons.
AUGUUUGGGUUUCUGUUUUCUUCCCCUCUUGCAUGUGCAAUAUUUAAUUUCAAUUCACUCCAGGGAGAGAUUGGGAAUGUUACUCUAAACAUCCCUGCCUAUAAUCUUUGGAGGCUUAUUAUCACAUCUGAGAGUAUGUUGGAUGGUAUUUUUGUAACUCAAUUCUCAACAGGCCUGGAGGAUUUUGGGAAAGCUGAGGAGCAUGACAAGAGAGGUUUCGCAGUACAAAAAUAUGAGAAACAUUGGGGCAUGGUAGAGCAUCAGAACCAAUUUGAAUUUGCAAGAUGGAGCAGCCAAGUUAUUGGCUAUGUGGAAGCAGGGUUUGGGGCCCAACACACUGCACUGUGGACUUGGCACAUACAGAUAUCAGAAAAAUUGCCACUGUGA